AUGAGGUACUUGGGGCGCUACAGGCUGAUUGUGCCCGCUGCGGUGGCUAAGCCGUCCCCGUCCAUCGGCCAGGCGUUGGGUCCCCUGGGAAUCAACAUGACGGACUUUUGCAAAAAAUUUAACGAGCGCACCCAAGCGAUACGGUCGAACGUCCCGAUUCAGGUCUUAAUAUAUACCAUAUCGAACUCCACCUACAAGUUCUCCCUCAGGACACCGGGGUCGCAGUGGUUCCUGCGCAGAAUCGCAAGGGUCCCCAUGGGGUCCCCGAAGCCCAAGCAUGAGAUUGUUGGUAAUGUCACGCUCAAAGAGGUGUACCACAUCGCGAAGUGCAAAAGCAUGGACCCUCCCCUCAUCGGAGUGCCGCUGUACGUCAUAUGCAAGCGCAUCAUCGGCACGGCGAACGCCAUGGGGAUCGCUGUCACCAGGGAGCUGUUGCCCGAGUUCCGCAAGCGUGAUUACACCAAGGUGUCGCAGCUCGACCAGAUGAGGAAGGACAUUAGGGCGCAAAAGCGUUCCCAGAAGCGUGGAAAGAGGUGA
Messenger RNA from Babesia bigemina, 537 nucleotides. RefSeq lists its product as hypothetical. Gene Ontology annotation, cellular component: ribosome; mitochondrial large ribosomal subunit. Gene Ontology annotation, molecular function: large ribosomal subunit rRNA binding; structural constituent of ribosome. The record is from RefSeq and is a predicted model, not a curated record. Bases 1 to 537 code for a protein of 178 amino acids. Gene Ontology annotation, biological process: translation. The transcript has 2 exons. NCBI's taxonomy places the organism in Eukaryota, Apicomplexa, Aconoidasida, Piroplasmida, Babesiidae.